AUGAAUAAAGGACAUACGGCAGCUUCAUCAUUUAAUUAUAAUGAUCAACUAUUUGUUGUUGGGGGAUUUACUAAGACAAUAGAUACCUUGGAUCUCAAUGAAUUACCUUUGAAAUGGAUGGAAUUUUCUUUCGAAUUUCCUUAUGUGUCCCUUAUGAAGGUGAUGAUCAUCAAACUGUUGUUUACGAACAGCGUAUCAUUCACGUUGGUGGAUAUAAUUAUGACAAGGAUAAAAAGUCUAACGUGAUUAGUGAAUUGCAACUUACCUUACCUUGCAUACUGAAAAAGUAGUGCCAAAUGCCCCAGCCACGAGAUAGUCAUGGCGCUGAAGCUUUUAAAGAUAAAGUCUUGAUCUUGGGAGGACAAGAUGACAAUGAUGUUUUAGACAGUGUGUUGGAAUUUGAUCCAGAGAAGAAUGAAUGUAAGGAGCCACCAUCAUUAUCACAUCCCAUGCACUACAUGCAGGAAAUGGCCACAGUUCGCUGGAGAGAUCAAGUAGUUUUAUUUGGAGGUCGUGUUAAGGAUGAUCAAGUUCUGAACGAUGUUUUUAUGUAUGACUGCAAGACGGGCAAGAUCACAGCCUUACCAUCUAUGUUGGAGAAGAGAUAUGAUUGUUGUGCAGUUAUUACUGGAAAUACAAUUGUAGUCAUGGGAGGUGAGAAUGAUGAUGAUCUCAGAUAUGUGGAGUAUUUUACAAUGGAAAGUUUUACAUGGUAG
Paramuricea clavata is the source of this 716-nucleotide messenger RNA. Lineage: Eukaryota; Metazoa; Cnidaria; Anthozoa; Malacalcyonacea; Plexauridae. The record is from the annotation of a GenBank genome assembly.